Candidozyma haemuli is the source of this 1404-nucleotide messenger RNA. RefSeq names its product chitobiosyldiphosphodolichol beta-1,4 mannosyltransferase (gene ALG1). The transcript has a single exon. Lineage: Eukaryota; Fungi; Ascomycota; Pichiomycetes; Serinales; Metschnikowiaceae. Gene Ontology annotation, cellular component: endoplasmic reticulum. Gene Ontology annotation, molecular function: mannosyltransferase activity. The coding region runs from base 1 to 1404 and encodes 467 amino acids. The record is from RefSeq and is a predicted model, not a curated record.
AUGGGAAGCUUCAUAGAGUACCGUGGCUUUGGUCAUGUUCUACAGGGCAGUGGUCCCUGGUUCUGGUGGCUCGUGGGUGCCUACUUAUCUGUUCCAAUUGUGGUGUACUUCCUCCUUCCGUUCAUCAUGUAUAGGCGUCCUCGAGGUAACAGGAAGACAGUAAGCAUACUAGUGCUUGGUGAUUUGGGCCAUUCUCCUAGAAUGUGCUACCAUGCGCUUCUGUUUUCGAAACUCGACUAUUACGUCAAUCUUUGUGGGUAUUUGGAGAGUGAACCACCCACUUCAGUCAUUGAGGAUAUCAAUAUUGAUAUACGUCCAAUUGCAGCUAUCAAGAACAAAGCAGGUUUGCCAUACUUGAUGUUCGCUGCUCAGAAGAUACUUUUGCAAUUCUACCAGUUGUUCCAACUUCUUCUUGAUGUGAGAGGGUCCGACUUUUAUCUCAUCCAGAACCCUCCCUCUAUCCCGCUCCUACUCGUGUUGGUUGUCUUCAUGAAGCUCUUCAGCAGGGACUCCAAAUUGGUGAUUGACUGGCACAAUCUCAACUAUAGCAUUUUGAACCUCAAGUACCAAAACUUGAAUCAUCCUUUGGUGAAAUUCCUCAAGGCUUACGAAAAGUAUUUGGGUAAGUUCGCUUGGCUCAACAUUACAGUGACUCACGCCAUGAAGAAUUAUCUAAUUGAAGAGUUUGGAUACUCUCCAUCAUCAAUAACAACAUUGCAUGAUCGUCCUGGAUCGCAGUUCAAACCCCUCGAGGAAUCGGGAUACGUGAAAGAGGAGGUCUUAGUUGAACAUCCGAUUUUUAAGGGUGUUCCUGACAUAAGUCUGUAUAAGUUACUUGUGAGCUCAACUUCGUUUACCCCAGAUGAAGACUUUGGUAUCUUACUAGAUGCGCUUAAAUUCUAUGAUGAGUCAAAAGCUAGUCAUGAGACCCCCGUCUUUUUGAUUGUGACAGGAAAAGGACCUCUCAAAGAUCAAUUCCUAGCCAGAGUCACCGAUCUCAAAUUUCUGGAUCGUGUUAUUAUAAGAAAUGCAUGGCUUUCAGCUGAAGACUAUCCUACAAUCUUGUCUCUAGCAGACUUGGGUAUUUCAUUGCAUACUUCCCUGAGUGGUAUUGAUCUACCCAUGAAGAUUGUUGAUUUCUUUGGUGUUGGCGUCCCCGUCAUAUCCCUCUCGUUCCCUGCCAUUGGUGAACUUGUGGUGAAUAAUUUGAACGGGCUUACAAUCAACCCUAAGGAAGAGACGACCAAGUCAAAGGGAGAAGAACUCUAUCGUUUACUCACAGAGGUAUUGCUGGAUGAAAAACAAUUGUUGAAACUCAAGGCGGGUGCGUUAGCUGAGAGCAAGAAAAGAUGGGACGCAAACUGGAGUAGGAAACUCGCUUCCAAGUUUCCAGAGUGUUCUUAA